Messenger RNA from Sinocyclocheilus anshuiensis, 1501 nucleotides. Its product is annotated as protein FAM60A-like. Lineage: Eukaryota; Metazoa; Chordata; Actinopteri; Cypriniformes; Cyprinidae. Bases 165 to 914 code for a protein of 249 amino acids. Gene Ontology annotation, biological process: negative regulation of cell migration. The record is from RefSeq and is a predicted model, not a curated record. The transcript has 6 exons. Gene Ontology annotation, cellular component: Sin3-type complex.
UGAAGAAAUUCAGAAAAUGGUGGAUGGAGCUCGGCGCAUGCGUAAACAUUUUACUAUACUCAGACAGAAAGUGAGACAGUAACGAAUGGCGCAUUGUUAAAUGAGUAACGCCUGUAACUCUUGGAUUUCGCUGUGUGAUUUGACUUUAACUGCUUCAAGUCGAGAUGUUUGGCUUUCAUAAGCCGAAGAUGUACCGCAGCCUUGAUGGAUGCUGCAUCUGCAGGGCAAAAUCCUCCAGCUCUCGUUUCACUGACAGCAAACGCUAUGAGAGAGACUUUCAGAGCUGCUUUGGUUUAGGUGAGACUCGCUCUGGUGAAAUCUGCAAUGCUUGUGUUCUGCUGGUGAAACGCUGGAAGAAGCUUCCUGUCGACUCCAAGAAGAACUGGAAUCAUGUGGUUGAUGCCCGAGGGGGACCCAGUCUGAAAACUACAGUGAAGUCCAAGAAAGUCAAAUCUCUGUCCAGACGGAUCAGACCAAACCAGCUCAGCAGAGUUCAGAAGGAACUGAAGAGACACAAUUCAGAUGCUCACAGCACCACCUCCAGUGCCAGCCCCGCCCAGUCGCCCAGCUACAGUAACCAAUCAGAUGAAGGCUCUGACUCGGAGUUGACUCCUGGCUCCGCCCGCUCUCCAGUCUUUUCCUUCUUGGACCUGACAUACUGGAAAAGGCAGCGGGUAUGUUGUGGCAUCAUCUACAAAGGUCGCUUUGGGGAGGUUUUGAUCGACCUUCAUCUCUACAAGCCCUGCUGUCAGAAAAAACAGGUGCAAGAGCAGGAGGAAGAAGAAGAGGAGGAAGAAGAGGAAGAUGGCGACCUUGAGAAAGAGGAGGUGCAGAGCAGUCAAGAAAUUCUUCAACCGCACUCCUCUCCCCAAAUGAAAAUGGAGCAGGAAGUGGAAGUGGAAGAGGAAUGGUGAUGCAACAUUCCCAGGGUACUGACUUGGCAUUCUUAGGAAGCCUUCGAGAGUCGAAGCCCCUCAGACACUCUCAAAGACGUUCUCUCAGAUUGCCUUCGAUUCAAGAGCAGCUGGAUCCUUGUUCGUCUUUUCCUGUUUCUUUCUUCCUUGUUGAGAAUUUGUCUCUUUCAUUUGCUUCAUUUGCAACUUUUCCAGAGCCUGGUACCACGCUAGUCCAUUUCCUAUGAGGAUUUUUUUGUAGACCAGAGAAAAUGAGUUUCCUUUUUUGCUAUCCCGCUCAAACACAGAAUGCUGGAUCUACAUACAUCAUGCAUAGAAAUGUAGGCAAUAGCCUUGGACAGUGAGCACAAUCCUACGCUGUCGCUUUUGUGCCCUUUGAGCACCAUUGUGCACUUCCUCUGGGGUGACUGUCUUUCUGCACUUAGUGUACAGAAUUUAGUAUACAGCAAGCAGCAUCUGCUAAAUUCUAGCUCAGUGAAGAUAACGUUCCACCUUUUUGCUGGGAUAUAGCAAUUAUUUGGGGAAUAUCUUUUGCCUUUUAUAUAUUUAUUUUUUUCUGUCUUCGUCUUUAUUCUUAAAGGGAUAGU